Xyrichtys novacula (pearly razorfish) is the source of this 17512-nucleotide messenger RNA. NCBI's taxonomy places the organism in Eukaryota, Metazoa, Chordata, Actinopteri, Labriformes, Labridae. The record is from the annotation of a GenBank genome assembly.
GCGAUGACGAACAGUGAAGCCGGGCAGCCGUCCAUAUGUGAGGCACUAUAGGCCCACUCCCAGAUAUAAAAUCCUUUAUAUCAUGCGUAAAAAAAAGGAUAUACUGUUCCUCAUGGAAAUUAAACAUCAUACAACAUGACCCAUGCUGGAAAUGGCAUGUCUAAAUGACAUACAAUGUUUGGCAUAAAUUAAUAUUUAAUAUAUGGGCCUUUGAAAAAAAAAAAAGUCACAAAACUAGAAAACUGCUAGUCAUCAGAGGGAAAAAUAAGCCUGUAAAAUCACGGCAGAUAAAAUAAUUCAAAGUUACAAUAAUAAUAAUAAUAAUAAUAAUAAUAAAAAUAAUAAUACAAGAUUGGACUUUCAGCAGACUCCCCUUUAAAAUACGAUUAUCUGCCUAAAUACUUCACUUGUAUUUAAAGGAAUCCAGUUUUCUGUCUGAUAUUAUAAUGCCUCUAAAUUGACCCUUCUCUCUCUCUACCCCCUGGAGUCUUUACCACCAGGGGGCAGGCGAAACCUUUCUACAACGCCCGGCUGUCAUUGUGUCAAGCUCGGAAUACGCAGCCUCACAAAGACCGGAUACGAGGGAUUGUUGUAGAAGUAGAGCAUACAGUUGCCAAAGAGUCAACACCAAAGCUCAAUUUAGUAUACCACUGUGUAAUCCACAUAUUAUUCUAGGCCUAUUUUAUAAUUAAAUUCAGCCAGUAAUAUGUUGGUAAAUUUGUCAAAGUAGUUGUCUUAGGUCUUAAACCUUCCAAAAUGUGGAAAAACAUUGUAAGUUUUGAGUGAGGUUAAAUUGUUACUCCCUCGCCUGCAUCAUUCAAAUGGAGGAUAUAUGAGAAUACUAGAAUGAACAUCUGAUUUGCAGCUUCAAACCUGGUUGUCAAGGAAAGGUUUAAGAAAAAUUAAGAACUUUUUUUGAAUUGUCUGUCGUCUCAUUUGUAAUGUCUAAACUAAAGGUCAGCGACUAUUUAUAGAAGAGUUGUAAAGUCUGAUGGCUGUCAGUACAAAAGAUCUUCUGAAUCUUUCUGUCCUGAAGUGAAGAGAGAAGAGCCGUCCAUCACCAUUGGCUCUUUGGUCCAUCAAGGUGUUGUGAAGUGGGUGAUCCAUGUUCUCGAGAAUAGUCUCCACCUUCUUCAGUGUAGAUCUCUUCACCACAUCUUCCAGUAAGUCCAGCUUGAAUCCAACCACAGAGCCAGCCUUUUUCACCAGAUUGUUCCGGUCCUAACUGAAAACCACUUUACCUAAACAUGUCAAUUCUGGACAAGAUUAUUGUACAAGAGUUUUCAGACUCUCUAAAACCACAAUUUCAGAUUUAUAAAAGCUUGAUUUUAUUUGUGUUAUUAAAAAUGCCAAAAUCAAUGUUCACAGUGCAGCAGGUCCUGAUCCCACAGUGCCGAUCCAGAACACCAGGGGCGUUAGACAGGCUAUUUAAAACACAGUUUCAGGUUUGUGAAACUUUAUUCUAUUUGUGAAAACGCAAAAGACUAAAAAUGUCAGUUUUAUUUCUAUGGUCAUGGCCAGUAUAAUCCAGGGGUGAAAAAGGGUGAAAUCAGCCUCUUUUUUUCCAAAGACGGUGUCACAGACAGUCUGUAAACACUUUAGGACAGUCUAUUUCAAGUUUGACAAGUCUUUAUACAGUGGCUCAGGACAAGGACCUGGUCCAAGGGGGAGAAAAGACUUUGAAAUCAGCCUUUUUCACAGAUAGGUCAAAGGUUUCAUAAACACAGGAGUUUGCAGACUCUCUUGGGAUAAUCAAGUCCAGAACAGACAGGUCUGGGUAUAGUGGCUUUGAAUCAAGACCGAGACUCCUUAACAUUUUCUUGACCAGCUUCUUGAAAGUCAUGGAUGAGGUGCUCUCUUUAGCGCAGUAUGAGUAAAGAUCCCAGUAUCUUGUAAAGAGAAAGAGUUGUUCUCUCUCAGCUUCAUUACAAACAUUGAGCUGCCGUUUACCUAACCCUAACCAGUCAAGUGACCACAAGAUCAGACUGAUUUGUAGGGGAGAGUGGGGUAAGAUGAGCCAUUUUUCAUAUUUCGGAUCACUAUAUCAAGGUAAUCAUAGUUUUGUCUCAAACCAGUGUAUCUGCAUAUAUUUCAAGAUGUUGUGAAUCCCUGCAAACCAACAGAAUGAAUGUAAACAUAACUGUGUUAAAAAUAUAGCAUGCCAAAAAAAAGUGGUAUCCUAUGGUCAACUUACCCUGUGUAUGGAGUAAGUUGACCAUAGGAGCGGGGUAAGUUGAACCGCCAUUUUUACCAUUUCCAAGCAACAGGGGGUGGCUCAACUUACCCCACUACAAUGUUGGGGAAGUUACUCCAAAAAAGUGAUUCGUUACUUAUUACUCAUUACUUCUGAAAAGUGUAAUGAAUUUACUUUACUCAUUACUUCAUUUGAAAAUUAACGUCACUACUUAUUACUUUACUUUCCUGUUUUUUAAUCUACCGUUCAGAUACAUGCACAAACUUCAUAGCGCCAUAACUUGGUGUUUACUGAAUAAAUGUAUACAAAAUACUUUAUACAUACAUAUAACACCAUACGAAGGAACAGUGCCUCCUAAACCUGGGAGAUUCUAUUGUGGACAGUGGAAGCAUUUCUUCUACGAUGAACCCUGCUGCCAGUCUUGUUAUUUCUUGAUGUGUUACCUGCUUCUGUGCUCCGAUGGUUGAGAAAAGCUUGGCUUGAUUAGGGGGUUGUCGGCUGCUGAUCAACUCUCUCGGUUUGCCGGAGAGCAGGCUCUUUCGCCACAAGUUUUGUACUGGCAUGAACGUUAGUCAAAUGUUUGGCGAGGUUGCUCAUAGACUUUGCCGAAGUUGAAAGCUGUCUGUCGCCGGAACAUAUGGUGCAUUUUACUCUUAUAUUUUUGUCCUCACGAGCAACAAAUUCAAAAUAGUGACUAUAUCGCCAGUUUCGCCACUUCCGUCUCCAUUUUCCCUCUUCCCGCGCAGGCGCACACCACGCAACUCUAUCACUAUGGCAACGCUCUGGCGUCACACACACAGGUAGGCAACGCCUCCGCAUGCAGGCACCGCUGACGGAUCAAAACCAUUCACAUUGGCAAACAGAGCUUGGGUAACGCAGGAAAUCGCGUUCCUCUGGUCUAGCAAAGUAGUGUAGUUACUGAUAUUUUUAAUGUAACGCCCUACUUUACUUCGUUACCCCAAAAAAGUAAUGUCGUUAUGUAAUUCCGUUACUUUGUAACGCGUUACCCCCAACACUGCCCCACUCUCCCCUACUUGGGUAGUUUACAGAUGUCAUUGUGUGUAUAUGCCAGGCUAGAAGAGAGUCUGUUCUCAGCGUAAAUUAAGGUAGCGAUUAAAAAAAUUAUGUUGAUAUGAUAAAAUUGCAUGAGAAGAAAAAGUAUUUUUCCAGUGGUUUGACGAGGCAACUUUACAUGACUCUUAUUUUGAAAUCUCUUAAAGGAAGUAGUCCCAUGAUCAUUAAAUUGAAAUUAACACUUUCUGUCCCACAGUUCGUCCUCGAUCCCUGAGGUUAUGAUCCUCCUCAGUGUGUGUGGGACCUCAAAGCGUCCAGGCGCGCUCCUUUGCAGAUAGAGGACUGUUGUGCGUCUUUAACCCCCUUAACAGCCUGAAGCAUGCCGCGUGCUCUGCGUAAAGGUUAGUGAGGGCGGAUCACUGCCGGACACCCGUGUUGUCCAGCACCCAGGGGUCGCGCCUCGUUGGCAUUGAAGACCCUCAAUUUUUUUUCUUUGCUCACCAAAAAUUUACAGAAAAAAACCCUUAAAAUGGAUCCUUUACAAAAUGAGAAUGACUGUGAGGAGGACUCGCAGUGUGCUGAAGAGGAAGAGGAGGUGGAUCCAAGAAUCCAGGUGAGAUCUUUUUCUGAAUAAGGCCAGAUGUUGUCACUAGUGAAUGUGACAUUGAGAUAAAAACCAGGGAAAAGAAGUGCUGAGUUGCUGAAGUGCAAUAUAUACGGCCAGUAAAGCUUGCCAAGUGUAAAGUACUACUUUCCCAUGUUAAUAUUACACCAUAGAUGUCUUAGUUUGAGUUUAAUAACAGUAGUAUUUGGUAGCUGGAUGUUGCAACUUCCAGGACGUGCAAGUAACUGUAUCUUUCUGUCCUUGAAUACAUUUAAAAGUACCAGCCCUGUUGUGCUUUCUCAGGGUGCGCACAGACGAGUGGCUGCAUUCUCAGUAAUUUGGUUAACUGAAGUCACACAGUCUAACCUAAAGAUACAAAAUCAGUUUCAAACCCCCUUCUCUCUCUCUGUGUGUGUCCUCUCGCUCUCUUUCCAUGCCUUCCAUGUUUUGUGUAAACAGGGAGAGUUGGAGAAGUUGAACCAGUCUACUGAUGACAUUAACCGCUGGGAGAGUGAGCUGGAGGUAAGACGAAAAACAUCAACUACCAACACUGCUAUAGUCAUUACUGCCUCUCCCUGCUGGAGUAAACACGUCCAGCCAUGGCUGAGCUGCAAAAACAAGGAGACUAUGCUUUAUACCUCCAGACUUUAUAUCUUAGGUUUUACUCUAAAGCUGUCAGAAUCUGGUGCUGCGAAAAAAUACAUCUUAUCUGCUGUGAGUUUUUGAAGCUUAUGCAUAGAAACGUCUUUCUAUUCAUGAGUUUUUAUGAAACACUGAAGCAGCAACUGUUUCUCCCGUUAAUCAAUGCUGCUCUGUCUGAAACUUGUUGCAGCAAGACCCUCAAUUUAAUUUUAUACAAGCUUAAUAAGCAAUCUGAACCCAAAGUGCUCUUUUCGUUUCCUCUGUUGCUUAGUAAGCCUUUCCUUUAUAAACACACCCAACCAUUUAAAAAGGGAAGAGGCUGUAAAAAAUGCAGAGAGAAACAACAGAAACAUAGAGACUGGUGUUUUCUUUUUUAAAGAGGUCACUCAUGUAAAUGUGUACCAGCAGAGUUACUGUUCAGCUAAAGGAAAAACAUUCCACAUGCAGGCAAUGGUUUCUCUUUUCCUCGAAGUAGGCCUCUCCUGUUUCUCAUAGACCUUCAUUCACAUCCCAAUACCGCAAACCAGCGCUGGAAUAAUUAUAACAACAGAGCAGCAGAAGCAGAGGGCAGGACUCAGGCAAACAGGCCUCAGUGUGAAAACUAUCUCAAUAUAUCAUCGAAUUGCUAUUCUUAAUCUUGAACAGGUUGAAUGGAGAUCCUCUUUACCUCUGUUUUGUAGACAUUUACUUCAUAUUCCUGUUUGUGCUUUGAAAAUAUAUGCUUUUUACUGCUCUUGUGGUUAUUUCAAGAAAUGAUAGUAUAAGUAGAGCCAAUGAUAUAAAUACACACAGGCAUAUGAAAGAGAAAAAGAGGAAGAUAAGGAAUGCAUUACAGACUGAAGCGCUGUAAUAGUAGAGAAGUGAAGAAUGUAAAUGGUGCCUCUGACAGGCUACAGGCUGUUAUCCUGCUGAGCCUGGAGUUGAUUAAUGAUGAUGUGGGGAAGAGUCAUUGGAUUUAAGAAAAGCUCAGGCAGUGAAGUUUAAUCCCUAUGUACAUAUGAGGUUCUCUACCCUGAUGACAAAAAAACUAUGAAACCUCUCCCAUCAAAUAUCAAUACAAAGAUAAAGGCCGACAGCAAGGCCAACAGAGUAUGGUGAUAGUAAAGGCUGCAUUUGUUGCCAUUUGUCCCAACUUGCAUGCUAUGUCACUAUCUCUAUACAGGAACAGGAAGUCAAGAAACAGUAUGAUGUCAUAGGAAGUGAGCUUCCUGUAGCGCCCUCUCCGUUUUCCUUCUUUUACCAUUUGCUGUAUCCCCUCAUCAGCUUUAGGAAAAGGAUGCAGGUGCUGCCGCCUUUCAAUCUCCUCUCUUUGAAGGAGAGACACAGCUGAAUAGAUGCCCUCAAUUACACACACACACAAUACACAAAAUGCACAAUGCAGUCAAUACAAACUAAUGACCUGAGAUGAGAUUGUGACAGACCUCACUGGUGGAUAACAAGUCUGCUGUACAGACUGCGCAGAUACACGUCUUUGCACUUCUGUUCCCAUAUCUUUUCAAUUUCAAGGUGAGUUCCUGCCAAAGAUUUUCUAAACAACACUCCAGGCAGCAAAAACAGAGCUGUAGAAAAUGCAAACAUCUAAAAAUGACAAUCAGCUGCUGUGCACGCAUAUGUUUUUGUACAAAGUGAUUGUUGACCGAUGACUCGAAUUAGAAGAGCUACUUUUGAGGCAGCAUGAAAGCCAAAACUGGAGACAAAUAUUAAACAUAACCACAGAGCUCUAGAGAGUUAAUGUGCAAAUAUAUAUAUACAACAGUGGUUUAAGCUUUAACAUUAGAAUACUUAGUUAAAGUGUUAUGUCUUCAAUCUUUGCGAUAUGUUUACAACGAACUUGGUUUGUUACAAAAUAGAUGGGUAGCAAAUCCCAAAAUGAAAAGAUGCAGAUGGAACACUUGAAACAGAAAAAACACCACAGAUGAAGACAAAAUAUAUAAAGAAUCAUCAAAUAUACCAAAUACAGACAUUAAAGCUUCAAUGACGUUUUUAAAUAGCGUUAUGAACUAGACAUAAUUAAUACUAGCGUCUCCUUCCCAUUGAGCAUUUUUUGGUCUAAAAGAGGUCUAAUAGACGUCUAAAUGCAGCCUAGAUGACUGGUCUAAAAUCAGGCUACUGCAGGUCUAAAAAUGAAGGUUUUUUAGAUGUCUAAAUUUAGACCAAGUUUAGACUAAAUCUAAAUCUGGGCUAUAUCUAUACUACACUGUAUAUUGCUUAACGGCUAUCAUAAUUAUUUUGGUUAAGUACUUGGAGAUAAGUUAUGCAACUCACAGUUGAUUUUUGAAAUAAAUAGUUAUCGAAUAAUGUGUUGAAGUGCAACAUCUAAAUUCCGUCUAAAAAUAUACAGCAUCUAGAUGGUUGAAAUUAGGUCUAAAAAAAAAAACUAGACGUCUAAUAGCGGUCUAUUGCUCAGUGGGUUAUGACCUAUUAAUUCCAACAAGACCAUCAAAAUAACUAUUGACUUUAUAUUGUCUUAACCCCUGGUAGAGGGUAGUUGCCAGUGGUUGUCUGUGAAACUUCAAAAGUUUUCCACAAGAGCUUCAAAUAUAAAACCAAAAGGGGAUACACUGUCUUAUGAUCAAACACAAGUGUAAGGAGGUUCUGGGUCUGGGUUCUGUUUAUGUAUUUUACAAAUUUGUUUGAAAAUGUCUUACAGGUACAUCUACCAUGGUCACAUUGUAUUAUGGGUGUUUUGAAUGCUUACACUUUUAAAUUAACAUCCAGCUUAUUAAGAAUAAUAUCCAUUCGCUUUAGUCCAGAAAUUAAAGUGUUGAAAUGUGUCAGUAUACUCUUAAGGUCUUUGCUUUUAUAUGCAGUCUAAAAUGAAGAUACUUCACUGUAGAUUACCUGACAAGAUUAACAAACAUAAUCUGUGUGUGUAAAUGUGUGCAGGACUGCCGCCAACGGUUUCGUGCAGUGCUGGUGGAAGCAACAGUGAAGCUGGAUGAGCAGGUGAAGAAAAUUGGACGAGCAGUGGACGACUCCAAACCGUACUGGGAGGCCCGAAAAGUAGCAAGACAGGUACACUUAAAUAUACAAACACAGAGACAAACACGAGUAAACAGAGUCUUAGGUCUUUGGUCUACGGAGUGAUUGUAAGGGCAUGGUCACUGAGGCUCAGCCAUGAGAUGUUUAAAGAGCUUAGCUUAUAUCUACUUAAAGAGAGCAGCAUCACGUGAUAGCUAUUUUUAAACUUAGUCUAACCUCUGUAUGCUAACCAAGGCUCGCUUUCACACACACACACACACAUUAGUUUUUAUUAAACUUGUCAUAUUCGUGCAUAAUCUGACUUGCUGUUGCUGUCUGACUACAUCCAUGUCUCUUUCCUGGAUGCACUGUUGCAAGAAGGUAGGCUAGCAGGGGAUUUCCACACUAAACAGUUCUGUCCCUUUUCCAACGGGUCAUGUCCUUUACAGUCUAUGUCUCUCCAGACUGCAAGGCGUCGAUCUGAUUGGACACAAGCAGAAAUUUAGAGUCCAGCACCCCCUCCUCUCGGCCAAUGACAGAGAAGCUUAUGAGUCAUUCAUCAGAAGGUUGACAUUUGUGUGUCAGAGCUGAGCUGUCAGGCUGAAAUAGAUUGUGUAUAUAUUUAUACUUAUGUGAGUGUGUGUAUCUUGGUAUACUGUCGCAGUAUGACAAAGUGCUGUACCUGCCAGUGGCUUCUGCUGACAGCUACACGUGAGAGUCAAGGAUUACUGAGAGGUUUGAAUUUUGAUGGGACCUGCAUUCAUGUAAAAGGAUCAGCUUAUGCUAGUUUUGUGUGUGCAGAAAGGUGUGUGUGUGUGUGUGUGUGUGCGUAUGUGUGUGUUUGUGUGUGUGAUUAUGGGGUUUCUGUACUGAAAAGCCAAUGGAGGCCUUGGGUUAAACUAGCUUAUUGUCUGGUUAUGAUUUAUGGAUGAAUAUUUAAUAUUUAAUACAUGACCUACUUCAAAGGGAUUUAAAUGCUUACCCUCAGUGACCCUAACAGAUCCAACUCACACUCACAUAUACACACACACUGUAUAUCACCUACCCCCAUCCGUAAACCCGUCUCAGCCCUCAGCCCCCCAUGUUUUCCCCCUACAUUCCAACCGUCUGGGUGGGGGUGUGUAGGAAUUUGCCUCUACUGUCCUAUCUUUUGUCCUUUUCACCCAGCAUUCUCUUCUGCAUGGCUGCCUGUCUGUCUGGCUGUCUGACUGUCUCCUUGUGCCCCCCUCAACUAUCUUCCUCAUCAUCUUCUCGAUUAUCUUGUAAUGGGGUGACUUUAUCGGGACAUAGACGUCAAGAAGUGUGACAGUCUGACACACCAGCGUUAAGUCAGAUGAUAUGCAUCAUGAAUGCAUAAGAUGACUGCUUGUCAUUGUGUUUCAAGAAUCAUCAUAUUGUUGGCCUCUGAGAGAGUCAGAUCUUGUGGGCUCCAUGACAUCAUUUAAAUGACCUGAUAACAAUACCUUUAGUUUAGAUGCUGUUCUUUGUACAGCUUUUGUGAGUGAUAGAAACUAGCAUCCUCCACCUUAAGUGCAAGCAACCCACCAAGGUGCUGCAGAUUUGCAUUUAUUCAGGUGUUAUUUGUUUUUUGCCCAGUCUUUUAAUAGUCACUGUGUUUGGUCAGCUUUGAAUUGACAACACCAUGAACAAACACCAACCCUACGUGAGAGAGGAAGUAUGCCGCCGCUCUGCACAGGAAGUUCUGAAAAUUAGGACACUUUGUGUAAUGUUUUAUCUUCUACCGAACAAAAAUAAUCGAUCGAUGCAUGAUAGUCUUUGUAUUUUCUCUGUUCCUCAUCCAUGUUUUUCUGUCUCUCAUCAAAUAUCCAUCAUGCUCCUUCUGUUAUCCCUGCACCCCUCUCAUCUAAGGGCCUGGGAAAUGGGUCAUGAUGGGAGACAAAGAGGAGGAGUUUAUCUUCACCAGUCAAACUAACACAUUAGAUGCAAAGAAACUGUUAUCUUCUUUCUUCUUCUCUAUAUCUCCUCACUGUCUCCCCACCUGGAUAUCAUAUCUAACCAAGGCAACUCUCUGAUAUCACAGCAAUUCUGACAGAAAAGCUUUCAGCCUUUAUUGUGAAGAGAUGCAGACCUGUGCUUACUUGCGUCACUGCGUGACCUUUUAUCAUAAACAUGGCUGAUGGUGACAGGGAGUCAUGUUGCAGGGGUUAAUGUGACAGAGAGCCUGGGAGGGUGGUGAGAAAAUACGUGUAACAGCUGAGAGGACUACACUGGCCUUUUGGGAGUCACUUAUGUAAAAGCUGUUAAUGUGCAGCUUGUUCCCAGACUCAUGACUAACCCUCAUGGAGUUUUCAUUGAAUUAUUAAGUAAUAUUUGCUCUAUAGGAGCCGUCAAUCAAAUCAUAGUCUUAUAUCUUCACUGUCUUCAUUAGUUCUCCUUGCUCUCAUCUUUGCAUGGUACAGGGGGUUACUUUUUGACAGAGCACUUGUAAUACCACAAGGCUGAAUGCAAUCUGUUAAAGUAAACAAAGCUGUUAAAGCUCUUAAAAGAGUCUUAAGAAAGUCUGAUGAGUCAUGGCUAACUAAAACAGAGCAAAAUUAGGAUGGACAAAAAAUUGAGCAUAGCAGUAGUUUAGGGAGGACAACGCCAAUGCAGUCAUGUUGCUUAGUGUGAAACAUUUUGUGAUGUUAGCAUUUAUAUUUACAAAUGCGUUUUUAAAACAACAUGACCAGUGCAUUGUUACAAUCUGGAUCUUAGACGGCAACAUACAACAUUCACUUGAGUAGUAAUACCAACAGAUGAGACACAAAAGCUUGUGUGAGUAUUUUAUUAAAGCAAUGUAGACGAAAAUAUUCUUGGUGCAUUAAAAUACUGCCACUGGGAACUUACAGAUUUCAGUCCUGCCUUCUGAAACAGUAGUAAAAAAAGUACAUGCAAAAUAUUUUGUAAAAGAAGAAAUAGAGUCAUGCAUUAAUCCAUUAUUCUAUGCUAUUGGUAUUAAAUACUGUAGAUGUGAUUCUCUAAGCCAGUAACAUGUUUUGUAAGAAUUAAUUGAAAGUAUAACUACAUUUGGUUAUGUUGCUGAUUUCAGAUCAUGGCUAGUAUUUCUGUCAGAAGCAAUACUAAACUGCAUUAUUCAAUAUACUGUAACAGAAUUUAUAUUAAACAGUAGCCAGAUACUGUUAUGAUUUUAAUGUCAUCACUGGGGAUGGAAAACAUGUUCUGGUUGAGAGAAGAUAAUUGUGUGAUUGGCUUUGCGAGGGGAGCUGCUGAUAUAAUGGCAGAUAGAACCAAAAUGCUGCUGAUUGGCCGACCUAUUAAUUUGUUUAACUAACACUUAAUUUCCCUGUUUGUAAUGAGAGUGUAUUUUUGUGCAACCCCUUCAUAAAAUAUUAGAAAAGCAGCAGUGGAAAAGCUGGUAGCUUAUAAUGACUAAUGAAACAGAUGUUCCAUUUAUAGUCUUUGGAAAGUACCUGUUGGUGGGAUCAAUUUAAUAGAAGUCUGGGUUUAGUUUUCGUUCCUUUUCUUUACUGGCUUUACAAAUCUUGCCAAAAAAUACAUUUAAAUCUCAGACAAUUCAUAUUCAAAACUGUGAAAGCUUCUAUACAGGAAUAGAAAGCCAAAAUUCAGAGUGAAAAAUAGCGACUACAACAAUGUUACAAUAAUCCAUUCAAAAUGCCCUGGGACAGAAAAAACAAACUAUACCAGCAUGUUUGCUUUGGACGGUUAAAACAGACAGAACAUACUGACAGACUUAAAGGGUAAGUUAGCUUAUAUGUCAAAGGGUCACACAGCAUUUACAAGAACUCACUUCCCUUUAGUUUGAAUAGAAAAGUGUCCCAUUGAAUUCCAGCACUGAACAAAAUGUACUCCAGCCCCAUAAAACAUUUUAAGAACCAGAGGUACAGUAUCAGCGUGACAGCACAUUGUUGCAUAACUUUGGGUGUCUCUGACAUAAGUGAAAUGAUCUGCUAGAUAACUUGGAGUGUAAUUCAUCACAGAUGUGUUCAAGUGACGACCGUGAACUAUUUGAGGCUGUGAAAAGUAAUCCCAACAUUGGUGGGGAGAUAGGGAGUGCUUUUUUUUUCUUCUUGUGUGUUUCUGAUGGAGGGGGAAUCACAAAAAUUAACAUCUUGAUCAAUAUGUUUAAGAUAUAUCGAUAUGUAUGUUGCUCUUUUUUGUUUGGUUUGUAGGUUUAGGUCAUGCCUUUAAUGUCAGACUUUUCAGGAAUGCCAAAGUUAUUAUCUGAGACAAUAUCUUUCUAAAAGGAAGACAAAGUCAUGCUCAGCCUCAAUCUUACAAAGAAAAUCCUGGUGAUACUGAUAGCUAAAUAUUUUCCAAAGGCAAAGGUUUUCAGUAUUUAAAACAUUAACUUGAUUAACCAGAUCUUCUUGAUUUUAUCGUAUUUGAGAAAAUCUGAUAAAAGUUUCUGUAAUCACUUGAUUUUGGUUUCCAGCCAGUUUUCUGACCUUCAAGUCAUGCCUGUCAGAGUGGAAAGAGUGGGUCCAAAUAUUCCUAGCAUGAUGGAAAUAAUCCUCCUAUUGACUGUGACUGUGGGCAGGAAGAGCCCACUGACUAAGUGUCAGAUUUGUUUAGUGACAAAGCGUCUGUUUGUCUAGUAGAUCAAGAAACGGUUGUCUCUCUUGGAGUGUGCGUUUGUGUGUACAAGCAAAAUCUCCUUGUCCCCUUUUGACUGUCAUGAAGACUCAACCAUGGCUCCUUUAGAAGAGAUGUAGCUCACAAAUGCACACACACAGGCAGGAAUGGGCCCAACACCACUGCCGUGUUAGAGCAAAUGCUGUGCCAACGUUCUGGUUGACAUUGGCGACCAAAAAUAACAUUGUGUGUGCUUUGAAGUCGUCGAAAAGCUGUGAUCAUUUAGCACUGGAGUCCUUUCCUGACAUGCAAAUAGUUUUCUGAAGCAUGUUCACGGGCAUAAUAAUAAGAACUCUUUUCUCGGAACUUUAGGCCCAGAUUGAAGCCCAGAAGGCCACUCAGGAGUUCCAGAGGGCAGUCGAGAUCCUGCGGGCUGCCAAAGAGACCAUUGCCCUGGCAGAGGAGAGGCUGCUGGAGGAGGACAGUCGUCAGUUUGACUCCGCCUGGCAGGAAAUGCUCAAUCAUGCUACACAGAGGGUACAUACAUGAUGCAAGAGAGCUAAAGUAUUCUUUACGCUUUUUAAAUCUUGGAGUAGGGCACAACUACUAGUAGAAAAGGCAAAAGCAGAUGUUAUUAAGAUUGUUGUGGAAGUUAAAAUCAGUCUUUGGUCAAAAUAAACCUUUCCUAACUGUUCUAGGUGAUGGAGGCUGAACAGGCCAGAACACGCAGUGAAGCAGAGCACAGAAAAACAGCAGCCAACUACAACUCCUGUAUCAGCCACAUGAGGCAGCUAGAGAAGAAACUCAAACGAACAAUCAACAAAUCCAGGUUUGUGCCUUUUCUUCUCCUCCUUCUUUCCUGAAUGGUGCUUUUUUCUUUCUCCCCUACUCGGGCCUCCCUAUGUGUCAGUUUGAGAAAGAGGGGGCUGCAUUCAUGUCAUCUGAUGGAGUCCAGAUGUUUCAUGUGUGGAUUUUGCAAUGUUGGGGUGUGCUCCCUUUGUAAGAGCCAAGGAAUGUGACUGCUCACAGAGGAGUGUUAUUCUUCUUGUCACACUGGGUUAAGUUUUCUCCCUCCAACAUUCAGUUUUUCCUUCUUUGUCUCUCUCUGCAGGCCAUAUUUUGAACUGAAAGCAAAGUAUUAUCUUCAGCUUGAGGUAUGUAUAUUAAGAGGUGGUUUUGUACUGGUUUGCAUUUUCAUAGAGGCCCAUAGAAGCUUCAUUUAGCUAGAAAUCCUAGACUCAGCAAUUGACUUGUAAUGCACCAGACUGCAUUUUUAAUGGCAAAAAAAAGGCAUCCCAAAAAUGAGUGCAGAUGGUGAUGUGGACACAGACACUAUAGAUACAGCAAGAAUGUUACAGUUUGUUUGCCGACUCCCUGAAACAGAUCUGCAUGUACACAUGCUUUCUGGAGACUCUGCCAGCUUGGCUCUGGGAGCAGUGGAACAAAUUUUCUUGCUCAAUAGAGCAAUGGGGUAGAGCAAAGUGCCAGAUUUACAGUCAACGUUUAAGAGACAUCUUCAUAAAAUGUACUGGAAGAGUGUUUAAUUUCUUUUUAGCAGCAUCAGUACUUGAUAUAUUUCUGCACAGACACAUUUUGUCUAUGUUAUAGUUGAUAGAAGUGCUAAACUCGUUUAGCUUUAUAUCCUCAAACAUCAGUUACUAGAAUUAAGCUCUCAGUUGUCAAUUGUCACAAUCAAACCAGCCAGAGCUGUCUUUUGUUCAAGGUGAUUUAGCGAAUGGCAUUUCAUCAUGUUAAACUUAAAAGGACAAACAAAAAACCUGAUUAACAUAAAAGUUUGAGUGUUGGUAUCAUGACUUAUGUUAGCACUUAGCUUGGGUUACUUCUUGUAAAAUUUGUAAAAAUUGUAAAAUUGAUUUCGGGUCAAACACAACGCAACACCGAGUUAGACUCCCUCUCGAGAGAUGAAUGUUGCUGACCACUUGCUUCUCUAGUUACACCAACUUUAGUAACGACCACACGAUAGCAAUACACAGCAGUCUGAAGAGCCAUAAACAAACCUCAACCAAAAUGCCACAAAUAAUGCUCAGAACAGCACCUAACUUCAUCAACAGUACAUAUAGGGUCCCAGCCACAGCACUAGCCACCAAACAUCUUUUUAACUUUGCCUAAUUUCUUUAGCAUAGAGACUAAACACAACUCACCAACUCUCUUCCAGCAGGCAUUUGUUUAUAGCAAAACCUUGGGCGAGUCCAUUACAGACUGCUGCGGGGUGACGCAGCUCAAGGAAGAACAUUCAUGAUCCUUACUUUAUCUUUCCUUGAAGUAAUAAUCACCAUAUUAAUCAUUUUGCACUGCAGACGUGGUAGUUCUUCUGCCUUACUGUCUCUGUCUGAUUGCAUUUCCAUGAAGAAAUUAUCAUAAAUGUUACUAAAGUUGGUGUAGCUAGAGAAGCAAGUGGUCAUCUCUCGAGGGGGUGUCUAACUCAGUGUUACAGUGUGUUUGACCCUAAAUUAAUUUUACGCUGGAAUAUCCCUUUAAAUCCUUGUACAGCCUCAGAAAUACAUUUUAUCUCAUCACUAGUCAAAUAAUAUUACACUUAUUAAAAGCUACGUUGACCCCAAUAAGCUCUAAGAUAAAUCCUUUAAUGAGCAACAAUGGCUGCCAAUGCAGGACUCAAAAUCGUAUUAAUCCUUUAUUAAGAGACUUGCCAAGUGAAACGUAUUCAAUUACCAAGAAGGUGUUUUUACUAAGACUCAUUGUUUGAAAUUCUAUAGCAACUGAAGCGCCAUGUGGAUGAGCGCCAGGCCAAACUCGUCGUUGCCAAAGCAGAGUACCGAUCUGCACUACGCAACCUAGAGAGCAUCUCUGAAGAGAUCCAUGCUCAGAGACGAUCCCUCGCCAUGGGUACCAGGGGGCAAGGUGUCGGUGCCGAGGGAGAUGGAGGCAAUGAGGAUAUCGCCAACUUUAAGAUGGAGUCAGACGGUCUGUCGAGUGAGUAUAAUUAAAAUCUAGGGUCACAGAAACGUUCACUUCAUCCACAGUGUAAGGUUUUUGUUCUGUCGGUGUGUCUGCAUGUUAAAUGUGUGUAUGUGUCUUUCAGUGGUGUCCGUAUCAAUUGACGAAGAGGGCAGUCACUCUAGCAGCUCAGAAGAGGAGUCCGACACUCACUCCACCUCUUCUCCACGAGCCGUGCCUUCCUCUCCCUCCACAUCCUCCUCUCAUCACUCCAUGUCCGCCUCCACCCCACUGGACAUGCCCUGUCCUUACCCCUCAUCCUCCCUCUACACGCCAGGCUCCUACCUUUCCUCCCCUCCCUCGCCCUCUGUCCUCUCCACCUCCUGUCCCAGUGGGCUGGAGUUAGUGACCCCCUGUAGUUCUCAUGACCCAGACUUGUUGUGUGGCUCUGGGCACACCUCACCUCUCCUGGGCCCUCGUAGCCAGUGCAGUGGAGCUUCCUCUCCAGACUGUGACCAGGAGAGAGGUGUGUGGCACAUCACUGUGUACAUGUGUCUUGACUUCUGAUGAUGUCCUUCAUUCUUUAUGUUAAAAUGGUUAUGGUCAAAUAUCUGUAGGUGGUCAAACAAAAAUAGUUAAGCAUGUUUUUACCUAGCGUGAAAACUUUGCUCUGUUAAAUGUUGAUAUUUAUGCAUAUCAGUACGUCCUAAAUUAUGAAUAAAAUGAUGGUAUUAGAUGUGAGGUAAUAGGUUGUGGUAAUUAUUGAUAAAUCAUUGACUUUACCUUGCAGAUUCCCACCAUCACAUGCUCUCUGUUUCUGUGUCUGUUGUAGGUGACAGAGCAGAGGGAGCCGAGGCCACACUAGAAGCCGGUUUGAACAAGCUAACCUUGACUGUAGCACAAAAACAAGAUGAGGACUCUGGGGAUGAAGAAGACGCCCCCUAUGUGAACUCUGAGAUUUCCUCUUCUGGCCCUGCACCUACCAUUCUGUUACUUAACAGUGUUUGAAGGACCUCUGUCAAACUUAAAACUCUGGCUAUUUGCAGCUUUUUAAGCCUUAAACUGACACAGGCGGAGUGUGUGAAGUGGACUGGUGUGUAGAGAGUAAGUUGUACACUCUCUAACCUGACAUCACACCUAUCCAUAUUGUCUGGACAUCGAAUUGUGUCGUGUUGAAGGUGCCACACGUAGUGAUCAGUGCGUUGUCCUCCACAAAGUAAACUGUAGACUUGUGUUUUGUAAACAAAUGGUGCAGGUACUGAGAAUUUGGCCCCUAUUGGUAUAUCCUGUGAUAGUGUUAUUCUUAAGACUUUAUUUUCCAUAAACCAACCUGCUUGUUGCUAAAUAUCAUUAAGCUGAUUUAAUUUGCUCUUUUAAAAAAAGACAAAAUAAGCUAGAAAAUUUUGUGCCAUAAGGAAAAAAAACAAGAGCUUUCCUUCCUUUGACAUAUAACAUCUUGAGGCUGUCAUUUUGCUUUUUAGGGAUAUGUCAGAGUAACAGAUUUGUUGUGUAAAUCUGCUACUACUGUCAUCAGUUAGACAUGUUGUGUAAUAAUGUGAAAAGUCAGACUGUUUUCUCAGUAAUGAAUCUUCAAAUGUGGGUCGACAUGGGACAAAUCAAACUGAGGGAUGUGAGAUAAUGUCUUGUUUUUUUUCCAUGAUCAUUGAACUCCCUUUUUUACUCCUAAACUUCUGGUUGAAUGAAAAGUAGGAUGUGGAGACUGUAAUUGUGGUUGUGGAGGAGCAGUUCUGAAGGAAAAUGAAGUGUAAGCUGCACUUUGAGCACUAAACUAAAGAAGAGACUGUCUGUAGCAGGGACUGAACCUUGGAGACAACAAUGGUCUUUCAUUUGGAUCUAUAAAUAGUGAGUGAAUGUCUUUUUGAGUGGAGCCCAACCAUCUGAUGUGGUGGUAAUUGUAGCACUGAGUGAAUGUUUUUUUUCAGUGUGUGUCUUUGUGUACUUGACUAAAACCUAAAUACUACCCUGUAGAACAAAUAUUCUAUAUUUAUACUCCUGUUUUCUUGUAUAUGAACAGUGUUUAUAUGGGGCUUUUGUUGCGUAACAUAAAAAAAAGCAAUAAAUGUGUUACACUAAACCAAAUAUACCGAAGCACAUCGGUUCAAUUCUUGUGAGCGCUAUCUCAACAAAGCACUGAAGGCUUUAAUUAAUGGGUGGUUAGGUCUCUGUGAUCUCUCGAAGAUGUUUUGACCAUAAAUAAAGAAUUCACAUGCUAACGGUAAGAAAACUGACUACUGUUUAACAGGAUUAGAGCUGUUGUUUUAACCAAAACUGUAAAAGAUCAACUUUCCUGCCCCAGUAAAACACCAUGUAAAACCACUUUCAGACCAUUUUUUUGUUAUGAGGAUAUUUUGAUAAGACCUGGAGAAAAAUUCCUCAAAUGUCCACUUUGACUCAACCUGAUGUGCAGUAAUAGUUGAGGGAACUUUGACCCUUUGUAUUGUGUUCUUUCAAUAACAAUAAUGCAUUAACAAUUGAGAAACUAUCUUUUAAUCCAGCUCAAAUUUCUACUUUGAUAUGGGAAUGCACUUGUAAGAUUCAGGUCAAAAUUCAGGGUCAUGGCCUCUCGAAUAAAAGCACUUGUGUUACCAGGAGGGGAUUUUACAACA